AUGGGCGUUUGUGACGAAGGAGAUAUUGUUAAUGUGCAUGGUACUUGUGGUAAUAUGGAACUGGUUGAACACAAGGUAGUUCGAUUUGAUGCAAACGAUUGUUUAAUUGUUAACAGAAGUUUAGAGGGUAAAUCAAGGGCUGUUAACGAUAGCGGAGAUGGAUUGAUCAGUAGUGGGUUGUUUGAUGGUAGUACACUGUUGUUACCCACUGUUAGAUUUGAGGACGUUGAAGAAGAAACUAUUACUCGCUUUUUUCGAGGAAUUAAUGUUAAUGAUGGUGAACGAGCGCGAGAAGGUCGUGUAUUGGUUCUAGUAUGGGGCACAGGUGCUGGAGAUAUUGGUAAUGGUACAAAUGGUGGUAAUGAAUUAGUUGAAUUUGGAAUUGCUGGCGAUGGAAGUUGUGGUAAGAGAAUGUUUGUUGGUAAUGGUUUGGACGAUUGA
Molecule: messenger RNA, 441 nt
Organism: Didymodactylos carnosus
Lineage: Eukaryota; Metazoa; Rotifera; Eurotatoria; Philodinida; Philodinidae
Source: the annotation of a GenBank genome assembly